Molecule: messenger RNA, 936 nt
Organism: Trichoderma atroviride IMI 206040
Lineage: Eukaryota; Fungi; Ascomycota; Sordariomycetes; Hypocreales; Hypocreaceae
Biological process (GO): nucleolar large rRNA transcription by RNA polymerase I; transcription initiation at RNA polymerase I promoter
Cellular component (GO): RNA polymerase I upstream activating factor complex
Molecular function (GO): RNA polymerase I general transcription initiation factor activity; rDNA binding
Source: RefSeq, a predicted model, not a curated record
CUCGAGUACUUGGAGCUUCUCAACAAUGAGAUCCAAGAUGCCGCGCAGCAAGCCUCAUUUGGUGACCUCAAGCUUCUCUUAGCGAGCCACAUUGGCCUCACUCACUGGUCUACGGCUGAAAAGCAGAGUUUUUUCGAAGCGGUAGCACGCCUCGGGAAAUACGACCUCGUUGGUAUCGCCGCCAAAGUCGGAAGCAAGAGUGUGGCAGAGGUCAACCACUACUUGGGGAUUCUCCAAGAAGCCAGCGAGUCGAGGCGGCAGCAGGGGUUCCGCACCAACUUGGAGCUUGCAGAUUAUCCUGCUGCUGUCGAGGUCAGUCAACAGUGCUGCCGUGCGGAAGAAGAGGCUGCAGAUGAGAUCUCGCUCAAACAAGAAGCGCGCGAGGAGAUUCGUGAGCGAAAUCGAUGGGGGGACGUAUGGGAUGUUACACCGAAAGUUGCGAGAAAACUCAACAGAGCUAUCCAUAAGCAGGACGAAAACCUGGCCAGUAUUCCACAUUCUGCUCAGCUGUUCCACUCUUCGACCUGGCUGGAACUUUCUGCGCGGAUGUUUAUGAACUCUUCGAUUCCGGGUAAUAACUGGAACUCCAUAGGCGGAGAACCACCGUCAAUGUGGGCGACUACUUUUGAAGACUUUCACUCGUUGGCUGUAUCGCUCACUCGGAGGCUUGUUCAGACAUCCCUCUUUAUUGCAAUGUCCAGGAUCAGAUCGAAGAACGCGUCGACAAAGAAAGUUAGAGACAUGGUACAACAACAGGAUGUCGAAGCAGCCAUUUCCUCUCUGAAUAUGACCUCCAAGUCGAAUGAAUCAUGGGUUGGCAGUGCUCGAAGAUUACGCCUGGACGUUUACGAGAACCCCCCUGAAGGAGACGAGGAUUUUGACGAAGAGCGCAUGGCAUAUGAAGAGGUAGAGAGAGCGUUAUCCGACGAGAACACU